CAUAGUAUUCCACUCACAACCUAAAGAGAUAAGUGAGAGAUAUUUGCUCGAAAACCUUAAAAUCAACCAUGAAGAACACCAAGCUCGUGGCGAUCCUUGUCCUCCAGGCCAUCCUGGUCAUGGGAAUCCUCACACACGUGAAUGCCAACUACUUUCCCAAGUGUUGUGACAAAUGCAGGUCAUUCUCGGGGGUUGAUGUAUGUGAUGACGCGCAUCCUCAGUGCCCCAAGGACUGCUCCACAUGCCGCGUGGUGCAGACAGGCCGUGUCAAGAUGUUCCGGUGUGCCGACAUGCGCUCCACCAUCAAUGGCACAUGCGGCCCACGUUGCAAAAAGAACUAACCGGUUCAACUCAGGCCACAAGGCUUGUUCCGCCUAUAAUAAAAGCUCAUAUAAGAAGAGAAUUGUCAUCGUGUUUAUGCGUACAUGUGGCCUCACAAUGCACGCUGAGAAUGCAUGUACUAUUGCCGGUCAUCGUCGUUGUUAUUGUUUCUAUUUACCUCUUUGAGACUAAGAUGUUGUCCGCCGAUCAGGUGCUCGUUCUAUCCUCCGUGAAUAAAAUUAAUUGUGUGCCUCCGUUUAAAGAGCA
Messenger RNA from Triticum urartu, 588 nucleotides. Its product is annotated as Bowman-Birk type wound-induced proteinase inhibitor WIP1-like. The record is from RefSeq and is a predicted model, not a curated record. Gene Ontology annotation, molecular function: serine-type endopeptidase inhibitor activity. Lineage: Eukaryota; Viridiplantae; Streptophyta; Magnoliopsida; Poales; Poaceae. Gene Ontology annotation, cellular component: extracellular region.